GCUAAAGUCCACAAAGUGCGCUGCUCAUUAGACCGCGUCGCACGUGCGAUAUGGUGAACCGUUGUAAACCGGUCCGGUCCACUUAUAUGGUUAAAUUUGUACCCCUCGCAUCUCUUCUUUAUUUCCCGUUGCUGCCUAACUCAACUACAUUUCUUUAUUUGUUUUUUUGGAGUACCAAUUUCAAAUUUGUUGAGAAGAAGAGGAGUGGAUUGCAGGUUCUCUGGAGGUCAGUGGAGGAAAUGGGCUGCUUCUUGGGGUGCUUCAGGAUCAAAGAUGAUGGCAGCCGAAAAUGCCAUGUGCUAUCCAAGUUCUACUCCUGGAAGAGGAGGGAUCUGGUGUUGGAUAGGAAUCAGUACUCUUCAAUGGUUUUAUCUGAAGAGAGAGGCUCUCCUACUGGGAAAGCGGAACAGGUGUUUAUCCAAGAGAGUUUUGACGGGGAUGAUAGUGUUAACGAGAAACUAAGGCAAGAGGCAAAAUUCCUCAAAACUUGUGGUGCUAUACUAGAAACUCCAAUCGAAAUCCGCCAAGCAUCAGUUCAGCAAUCUGCAGCUUCUGAUCCACACUCUAUAAAGAUCAACUGGGACCAACAGCUUGAAAAAACUGAUAAUCUUCCUGCAAAGGAUCCCGAAACCUUAAUUUUCAAAGAAGAUACACUCGAAAGCUGCAAAUAUGAGGAAAAUAAUGAUGAGAUGAGGAAGAUAGUAAGGUUCGAAGAGUUGAAUCAUUCUGUAGCUGGGAAAAUAAAUUCUUCUGGCUUAGAUAUAUCCCCUCAAACUGAAGAUGGGAUACAACCACAUGGUUCUGAGUCACCUUAUCCUACUCCACUGAACUUAUUGGAUGAGAUGCAAACACCAGGAACCAUAUAUCCGCCGAAGUGGGAGAAGUUCAACCACAGGAUCAGAGCUCAAUUUGUUUAUCCUGUUCCAGCACUCUCUCAAAGUUCAUAUGCUCUAUGUGAAGACAGGGAGAAGACACAAAAGGCUCAACCUUCUUCCCUAGACAAGGAGUUGAGACCUCCAUUGCCGAAGGAUGGGAAGAAGAACAUGAUUGAACCUUCUCAUUCUGAUAAAAGUCCCGACGAAGAUGGGCCGAUUAUCAUCGCUGCUGCAGCUAGUUCGAACGAUGAGGAGCUUUCACGCAUCUCUCCGAAACAAUGGGAUGGUAAUGGGAUUCCAAAUUCGACGACGAAGUAUAAGGAGGAUCAAAGAGUUAGUUGGCAUGCCACACCUUUUGAAGUGAGGCUGGAGAAGGCCUUAUGGGAUGAAAGGGUUUAUCCUCCCAGGAAGCUUGAUGGAGGAUUAGUGGGUAUCGAAGAUGAGAGCAGAGUAUGAGAUGUAAUUAGGUCUGUUGGCAUGUCGAAAGUAUUACAUAUCAAUUAGUGGGGUGUGAACAUUCCAAUUUCGAGUUUAUCCAAUUAUGUGCGUUAAAUCGGCUUCAAUUUAUGGAAUUUGGCUUGAAAUUAAGUUGUGGAUUUAAUAAUAAUUUGAUUUUAGGGACCCAAUCAAAUUAAUUGGUUAAGGCUUUGUUCGGGGUAAAUUUC
Phalaenopsis equestris is the source of this 1540-nucleotide messenger RNA. Its product is annotated as protein JASON-like. Bases 51 to 1331 code for a protein of 426 amino acids. The record is from RefSeq and is a predicted model, not a curated record. The transcript has 8 exons. Gene Ontology annotation, biological process: male meiosis II. Lineage: Eukaryota; Viridiplantae; Streptophyta; Magnoliopsida; Asparagales; Orchidaceae.